AAUGAAAGAAAGGGAAAUAAAAAACACACCUGAAGAAAUGUAGAAAUUUGAUAUUAUUUGUUUGCAGAAAGAAACUUUAAGAGAAAACAAGAUUUCCUUCCCUUUUUCUUUUUCUGCAAUCUUUUUCCUAUUUUUUUUCUUUCUUUCUCUCUCGAUCUCUCCAAUCUUCCUUCUCUCUCAAUCUCUCAACUUUACUGUCAAUUUUUUUAAAAAAUCCUCUUAAAACCAAAAGAGCCCUGUUUUUAUAGACAAAGGGAAAAACCCAAUCCUAAUGUGCUUCUAAUACUCAAUCCCAAUCCCUAAGAUAACAAUCCAAUCCUAUUUGGAAUUGGAUUUCUUAGCUUUCCCCUCAUCUACCCCUUUUCAAGUCUAGAUUCAUACCUUUUGUGUUUGGAACUCCCCACUUUGAAUCCAUUUCAAACUCUCCUUUUGUGCCUCUUGUUGAUGACUUUCAAUUUCUGAAAAUUUCUUCAAAACUUGAGUAGAUUUAGGGAUAAGCCAAGGAAUUUUUGUGAUUUUUUCUAUUUGAGAAAGGCUGGGGGCAGAGCAAUGAGAUGAGUCUUGGGCGGCUAGGGUUUUUCAUUUUUUUGCGAAAAUAGUCCAUAGAUCUCUAGUUUUAUCAAUUAGCCCCAAUUAAAAUUGGGUUAUGACAGUUGCCUCCUCUUUACUUGUCCUUUUGUAAAAAAAGAAAAGUAAAGAAUAAAAGAAUAACCCAAUUUUAAGCUUGAAAAACAAAUUAUAAGUGCAGGCUUCAUUGUCUUCCUUGAGAUGUGAUCUUCAUUUCUAUUUCUUUAAGAAUGCGAUCUUCAUUCAGUAUGUGACUUCUAAGAUGCGGUCUUAUCUUUUGCGAGAUGUGGUCUUCGUCUCUCCUUCGUCCUUAGAUGCGAUCUUCAUCUAAGAUGUGACUUCUAAGAUGUGGUCUUCAUGUUAUCUUCUGUGAGAUGCAGUCUUCAUCUUAUCUUUUGUGAGAUGCAGUCUUCAUCUUAUCUUCUGUGACAUGCGAUCUUCAUCUUAUCUUCUGUGACAUGCGAUCUUCAUCUAGGAUGUAACUUCUAAGAUGCAGUCUUCAUCUUAUCCUUUGCGAGAUACAGUCUUCAUCUUAUCCUUUGCGAGAUGCAGUCUUCAUCUCUCCUUCUUCCUUAGAUGCGGUCUUCAUCUAGGAUGUGACUUCUAAGAUAUGGUCUUCAUCUUAUCUUUUGUGAGAUGCAGUCUUCAUCUCUCCUUCUUCCUUAGAUGUGGUUUUCAUCUAGGAUGUGACUUCUAAGAUGUGGUCUUCAUCUUAUCUUUUGUGAGAUGCGAUCUUCAUCUUUCCUUCUCCCGUAGAUGUGGUCUUCAUCUAGGAUAUGACUUCUAGGAUGCGGUCUUCAUCUUAUCCUUUGCAAAAUGUGGUCUUCAUCUCUUCGUCUGUGAGAUGCAGUCUUUAUCUCUCUUUCUUCCUUAUAUGCGGUUUUCAUCUAGGAUGUGACUUUUAAGAUGCAGUCUUCAUCUUAUCUUCUACGAGAUGCGGUCUUCAUCUUAUCGUUUGCGAGAUGCAGUCUUCAUCUCUCUUUCUUCCUUAGAUGCGGUCUUCAUCUAAGAUGUGACUUCUAAGAUGUGGUCUUCAUCUUAUCUUUUGUGAGAUGCGGUCUUCAUCUCUCUUUCUACCUUAGAUGUCCCAAAAUGAAGCAGCAUGACAAGUUCCUGUGAUAUCCCAGUCCUUAUUUGCAAUUAGUUAAAGAAAAUAGGUCCUUAUUUGUAUUGAGUCUAAAGUUAGAGUCCUUCAUUUCAUCUAAAAUUAGGAACUAAUCUAUAAUAUUUGUUAAUUAUGGGAUUGCAUGUUAUU
This is a messenger RNA of Rubroshorea leprosula, 1822 nucleotides long. The record is from the annotation of a GenBank genome assembly. NCBI's taxonomy places the organism in Eukaryota, Viridiplantae, Streptophyta, Magnoliopsida, Malvales, Dipterocarpaceae.